Myxocyprinus asiaticus (Chinese sucker) is the source of this 5421-nucleotide messenger RNA. It is a transcript of the gene plppr4b, whose product is annotated as phospholipid phosphatase-related protein type 4. Gene Ontology annotation, molecular function: phosphatidate phosphatase activity. The transcript is spliced from 7 exons. The record is from RefSeq and is a predicted model, not a curated record. NCBI's taxonomy places the organism in Eukaryota, Metazoa, Chordata, Actinopteri, Cypriniformes, Catostomidae. Bases 207 to 2471 code for a protein of 754 amino acids. Gene Ontology annotation, biological process: axonogenesis; phospholipid metabolic process; signal transduction.
CAAAUAGGUGCACGCUUGUAAAUCGUUAAUAUGUUAAUAUAGAAUGCUGUACGCUUCUGUAUGCAUGCAUCUCCAUCAUUCUUGUGUUAUUUGGAGCAUGCAGCGGCUGAUUUAAGCGUCUUGUUUUGCUGGAUGAAGGUGGACGUUUAGGACACAACAGGUUCUUAGCGCUUCUUUUAAGAAUAGGAGAAAAAGAAGAGACUGUCAUGUCUUCGAGGGAAAGACUUAAAGAGAAGAUGAUCAAAGAAAGCGUGUCUCUGCUGCCAUGCUUUUAUUUCGUUGAGCUUCCUCUUCUGGUCUCAUCUGUGGCCAGUGUGUAUUUCCUGGAAUGGACAGACAUUUUCAAACCGGUCUGCUGGGGUUUCAGCUGCCAGGACCGCAGUUUGAGUCUGCCUUAUAUCGAACCCACACAUGAGGUCAUUCCAUUCCUAAUGCUCCUCAGCCUUGCCUUUGCAGCUCCUGCCAUUACGAUCAUGAUCGGAGAGGGGAUUCUGUUCUGCUGUCUGUCCCGAGCACAAUGUGGGGGAGGGGCUGAAGCCGAUAUCAACGCGGCCGGCUGCAACUUUAACUCUUUCGUCCGGCGAGGUGUCAGGUUUGUGGGGGUUCACGUGUUUGGCCUGUGUGCCACAGCUCUAAUAACUGACAUUAUUCAGCUGUCGACGGGUUACCCUGCCCCCUACUUCCUGACUGUGUGCAAGCCCAAUUACACCUACCUCAACACCUCCUGUGAUGAAAGUUCCUUCAUCUUGGAGGACAUCUGCUCAGGAUCUGACGCUGCUGUCAUCAAUGCUGGCAGAAAAUCCUUCCCGUCUCAGCAUGCCACACUGGCGUCCUUUGCUGCCGUGUAUGUCUCGAUGUACUUCAACAGCACGCUAACAGACUCCUCCAAACUGCUGAAGCCUCUGCUGGUGUUCUCCUUCAUCAUCUGUGCCAUCAUCUGCGGCCUGACCCGCAUCAUUCAGCACAAGAAUCAUGCCAUUGACGUUUACUUGGGCUUCUUGCUUGGAGGCAGCAUUGCUGUUUACCUAGGUUUGUUUGCUGUUGGAAAUUUCCAACCCAGUGAGGAGAACCGAAAAAAUCAGCUUCAUGUUCGGGAUUCUCACCAAACUGUGACUGACCUCUGCCAGCAGGGUCACCACCUCCCUGCCAAGAGCUGUAGUGGCAGUGACGGGCUCUCGUCAUCGUGCUCAGAGGGCAUCUUACACCGCAACACCCAGCACCGCCAGGCAAGAUCUCUUAGCAGCCUGAAGAGACUCGGUGGAAAUGUAGAGGCCAUCACUCCCCGCAGUACUCCACACAAGGAGAACAUGGUGACCUUCAACACCCUGCCCAGAGUCCAUACGCCCACCAUGGACGAGUCUGCCUUCCGCAAUGCCACCAUCCACUCCUCCUCUGUGGAUUCAAGUAGAUCCAAGCUGCUGUUGUCGCAAUGGAAGAGCAAAAAUGAGAACCGUAAACAUUCCCUGCAUACCACCGAAGGUGGAGCCGGACAGUCUCCGCCCAACAGCAUGGAGGUCCGCUGCAGCUCUGAACCACUGACUGUGGGAACCAACAGUGAACACCAGGCACCUGGAACGCCGUACCUCAAACUGGCUACUGGAAGUACGACUCUACCCAGCAACCCUAGCGGAAUCACUGGUGGCACUCGGAUGCCCGUCCAAUCUCGUCCAGGUUCCUCGCAGUUGGUGCACAUCCCAGAGGAGACGCAGGAGAACAUGGGUGGUUUGCCAAACAGCAGCAAUGUUCGAGACAAAUGGCUGAUGAGCAUGGAAAGGAGUGUGGACAAGGGUGAAGUACCAGUGGUUAGGACUAACUCUAAUGGUCAGCCACGAAUCAUGCAGGUCAUUGCGAUGUCCAUGCAGCAAGGUCUACUGCAAGGAAGCUCACCCAGUUCUGAAAGUAGUAGUCACACUAGCUCCACAGCACCAUUGCAGCGCUACAAGAGCUUGACCGAGGAAUCUGGAGGCCAGAGCAGCACAGGUGGGGCCAUCAUAAGAGUGGAAGCCCAUCCAGAAAACGACCAGCCCUUAAUGCAUGCACACUCCACAAAUGGAAGUGGCUCUUGGACCUGGAAGUCCCAGAGUAGCUUUAGACAAUCAUUUGAGCUUAACGACUUAAAUCGAGAUUCAGAGAGCUCGGAAUCCGCUCGGGACGGGAAUAGCUCUACGGACAGAAAGAAGAAUGGUCCUAAAGUCGUUGCUGUGCCAACUGUUCCCACCAUUUCCACAUCAGGCAGGGACCACCACCACCCCAACCAAACCAUUUCCACCAUCCGGGUUACUCCUAUGGAAAUGACCGAGUCUGGGCCAGGGAGCUGCGAAUCUAGCUUGCAGAGAAAAAACAGGAUCCUGAUCCCUGAAAGAGGAAACAGCCCGGACACCACCAGGAAUAUUUUUUACAAGGGAACGUCAACCACACCGGCUUUCAAAGAGCAGACAGACAUAUUUACCUCUAAAACAAAGACAAAUUAAAAAAAUCUUUAGAGGUUGGGAGUGUUUUCGUUUAAAGAUUUGCUAUAUAUUUUCUGUAACACUUUAUGGACAAUAAGGUUCUAUCAUUUAAUAUUAAUUGACAAAUAGUGAACAUAAACUAACAAGGAAUAGAAUAUCUUUAUUGUCAUUAUAUAAGUUCAGUUAUUAUUGCACAGGUACAACGAAAUUAGGUUUGCGACUCUACUUACGAUACUAUAGAACAAUACUUUUACAGCGUUUAUUAAUCUUGGUUAAUGUUAAUUUAUUUAGUAAAACAUUUUUAACAUUCAAAGUUGAAUACUCUACGUUAACACAAAUAGUGAUGCAUUAUGAGCUAACAAUGAACAAUAGUAUAUUUAUAAAAUAAAAUAAAACAAAAAAUAAAGGUGUCAAAAAAAGAUUGUUCAUUGUAAGAAAAAGUAAUGCAUUAAAUAAUGUUAACAUAUAGAACUUUUUUGUAAAGUGUUACCAUUUUUCUUUCACAUUUUCGUUCCUUUUUUCUUUGUUUUUCUGAUGACUCAUACCAUUACGUGUUACGCAUGAGAUGAUUCACUGAAUAUAUAAAAUAUAUAACAGCAGAAAAAGCACAAAACCCAAGCUGUUGUAAUUCUGAUCAGUUUUGUGAUAAUGUUGUGACAUAUACUGUCAUAUUACUGUAUAAAUGUAUAGCGGCAGUAAAUCACAUGGAAAUGAUUUUACCCUCACUGUGAACCUAGAACUGUGACCGUGCCAAGUUUGAACUGAAACACUUUAAAGGAAAAUUCCGGGUUCAAUACAAGUUAAGCUCAAUCGACAGCAUUUGUGGCAUAAAAUUGAUUACCAUAAAAAAUUAUUUUGACUUGCGCCAAUGGGGCCACUCUGUAAAUGUUAAAAUAUUCACAAUUUCAAAAGGAUAGCCACAAGGCAUAAACAAUAUGCAUGUUAACAUGAUCUUAAUGUGAUAAAAUCGAUUACUAACCUUUUUGUGGAAAGUUAUAACCAAUUUUACAACUUCGUUGCCAUGGCGAUGUAAAGUCAACAAACCCUAAAACCUUAAAAUGACUGUAAAAAUUAUGACAACGUUACAGCUCAAAUAAUAGAAACGUUUUUACAGAAGAAUUCAUGUAAGUGCUUUUAUAAAAUUAUAAGCUUCAAAUUUCUGCCUUUAAGCCCACCAAAAAUUGGCCCCCUUCAGUUCCAUUGUAAGUGCCUCACUGUAACCCAGAUUUUUGCUUUUUUUUUUUUAAAGGACGGACGAGUAGAAAUAAUUUUUUUGUGGUUAUCAACAUUAUGACACAAAUGCUGUCAAUUGAGCUAAACUUGUAUUGAACCUGGAAUAUUCCUUUAAGCAUUUAUCAUCUCAGAUAUCGCUAAAGUUUGUGAUUUUUCAUAUGGUGUUAAUAAAUCAUACAUUCAUGCAUACACUGAUAACUAUGCUAGCUAAAACUCUAAUUUUUGUAUUCUGUAAAUAGCUUUUAAAAAUGGUGCUGCCCCUAUACAAAAAGACAGGUAAGAAAAAACAGACUCUUGGAAAAAUGGAAAAUGUUAUUGCUUUCCUAUCUGUUCACUCUCAAAACUGUGUCAUGUGAACUUUCUAAUGACCGUAAGUGCUUAGAAUAUUCUUUGUAGCAAACGAUAGUCUCUAAAUGACAUGCACUUCACGUUUACUACUUGCAAUACAAAUAUUUAUUUCUCCUAUUGUCACUGGAUCCCAAUCAGGUGCAAUGUGAUAACCUUUCAGCAUCAAGUCUGCUGUCUACACUAAAUGCGAAAAUGCUAUGGCACACUACACAAUGACAGACAAACAGAGCAUAUUUAAUGUUUAAUAUAAAUUUAUGUAGAGCAGAAUUUUGGACCAAUGAGAUUUCACUGUGGGCUGGACUACCCAGUGCAACUAAGCAACCUAAAAAAUGUCCUGUUGCUUUAUCACAUUGUGCCUGAUUAGGACACUAUGUGAGAGUAUUAUUGUAAAAAGCUCAUCUAAUGUUUAUCUUCCACUCUACUCAAUUGUAUAUUUGCAUACAAUAAUCAUUUUUUACUUUUUUUUCCUAUUGACAAUUCUGACAAUUCUUUUAGCUCCAUUUCCAGAUUUUAAAGCCAAACAGAUAUAUUAUAUUUUAUAUUCUUUUGUGUAGCCCACAUAAAAAAAUAAUUAAAAUAAUUAAAAAUGGCUUUACUGUUCAGAGGUUUUAAAAUGAAGGCAAAAUGAAAACAAGAGUGGCUUGUUGAAUCGAGUGCCAUUUUAGCUACUACUAACUAUAGCAAACAUAGAGUCCAUGUUAAUAAACUGUGUAAAUUUUUACAAACUGUACAUUUAUGUGCCAAAGUGUAUUUUAAAGCAAAGAUUCUCUGUUUUAAAAAAAUUAUAUAGAAGUCUGUAUUCUUAUAAACUGAUCCACAAACUGUGUCAGCACAGCUGCAGCCAAUGCAUGGUAGUUUGAUAUUUCACGUUUUUUUUUUUUCUUUCCUUUUAGUAAAUGAUGCAUUUAUGUAGCAGCUGCAAGUGUAAUUAUUUCUACCGAAUAUAGAACACUUGCUGACAAUCUUUAUUGAUUAGGUUAUUUUAAAUCACAUCAGAAUACACUGUAAUAUGUUACUGUAUCUCUUAACAUGGCAGAGAUUGUUUAGGUUAAUGUGUAAUGAUGAUGUUAGAAAUGCAUUAAGCAUGCUGGUAGCAGUGCGUGUGUGUGUGUUAAAGAAAAUUUUAUUCUGUUGCACUCUGUGUAGCUCAUCAACACAGUGAUGUGAGGUUCAGUUUGGAUCGGAAUGAAUCCAAUCAGACCUGUUACAGUGAUGUUAUGUGUUAAUGUUACAGCAAACUGACACAGAACAAAAAACAUAAAGCUCUGUUUAAUGUACGUCGCCUCUAGAAGACAGUCCGUUUCUAACUUUACAUGUUUCUGUUUUACUCAAGUAACAGGUUGGACGAAGAAAAACUGUGCUGUAUUAGUGUUUGAAUAAACAUUUGCUA